GAUUCAACCUCGAACAAAGUUGAACAUCACGUAUAUGUGUGACUAGUGGACCAGAGCACUCGUACGAGUUGUUCCUUGUGCACCAACGUCACCUUCCUUCUUGCAACUGUGCUGCACCCCCCGGAGGAACGUUUUCAGCCUUUUUAGGGCUGCGCUUCGAUCUGUUUCUCGGCUACCGGAAGGGUCGCGUGCGAUAGCUUCGCCAUGUCGACACCCCCUCCUGCAGAAGCCCCGGCUCCUCCAGCCGAGGCCCGUGUCGAGAAACCAGAAGACAGCGUUAAUGGCGGGCAAGAUGAGAUUCCACCACCGACCGAGGCCCAAGAGGCUCAUGACUCCCCGUCGCCUUCAAACUCCGCCUCCGAGGGCGAGUACUCGGGUUCCAACGGCUCUGGCCCGGACGACGCCGAAACAGCAAACAAGAAUACCAAUGAGACACAACCACCGCUUCCCAACGAGCCGUUACCAGGCCAAGACAGCACGGCGCCCCCGCUACCAAACGAACCCCUCCCCGCCGACCCCGCCGCGCCGCCUCUCCCCGCGGAACCCGUACCCGAGCCGGAAGACGACGGCUGGGAGUUCCACUGGAACCCCAACGACCAGAGCUAUUGGUUCUACAACCGCUUCACUGGCGUCUGGCAGCAGGAAAACCCGCGGGUCCCCAGCGGCCACGAUCCAGCAACAACAACUACUACUACAACUACUACCACCGCCACGUCCUCCACCAACGGCAAAACCAUGCUCAGCAACCCAGCCUCGGUCGCAGGCGGCUACAACCCGGCCAUACACGGCGACUACGACGAAAACGCGUGGUACGCGCAGAACCUGCGCGCGGCCCCUCCCACCACCACCACCUCCUUCGCCGACCCCUCCUACUACCAGCAAGAAGGAGGCGAGUACUACGCCACGGCGGGCAUGUUCAACCGGCGCACGGGCGCGUGGCAGGCGCCCGACCAGGGCCCGGAGCGGUACUCGGAGGAGGCCAAGGCGCGGCGGCAGCUGCGCGCCUUCUACGACGUCGACGCGGCCGCCAACGACAUGCACGACGGCCGCAGCCUCAAGGCCGAGCGCGCCGGCAAGAAGCCCACCCGCGCCGCGCUGAAGGCGUUCAAGGAGCGGCGGCGGGCGAAGAAAGAGGAGAAGAGGCGGGCCUGGUUGAGGGAUUGAUCUUUUUUUCCCCUCCUUUACUUUUUGGUUCCCUCUUCGCCGUUCACUUGGUAUCAUCCUUGGGCGGGAAGGGGAUGGGGGCUGGUUGCUUAAGGAGGGGUGUGGGAGUUGUUUGAAGCGUGCGGUGCAGCGGGAACGGUAAGCCUGCGGUGGCUUUCGUCGCGGUUGUUGUGCUUUGAGGGGUG
Thermothielavioides terrestris NRRL 8126 is the source of this 1349-nucleotide messenger RNA. RefSeq lists its product as uncharacterized. The coding region runs from base 205 to 1164 and encodes 319 amino acids. Lineage: Eukaryota; Fungi; Ascomycota; Sordariomycetes; Sordariales; Chaetomiaceae. The record is from RefSeq and is a predicted model, not a curated record. The transcript has a single exon.